Ictidomys tridecemlineatus (thirteen-lined ground squirrel) is the source of this 530-nucleotide messenger RNA. NCBI's taxonomy places the organism in Eukaryota, Metazoa, Chordata, Mammalia, Rodentia, Sciuridae. The record is from RefSeq and is a predicted model, not a curated record.
CUUCGUUGUCAAACCAACUCACCACUCCUGACACCAUGAGCUACUACGGCAGCCAUUAUGGUGGCCUGGGCUAUGGCUAUGGCUGUGGCUGUGGCAGCUUCCGCAGACUGGGCUGUGGCUGUGGCUAUGGAGGCUACGGAUAUGGCUCUGGAUUUGGAGGUUAUGGAUGUGGCUCUGGAUUUGGAGGCUAUGGGUAUGGCUCUGGCUAUGGAGGCUAUGGAUAUGGAUGCUACCGCCCAUCAUGCUGCGGAGGAUACAGAAUCUCUGGAUUCUACUGAAAAGCUAGCUGAUUCUCAGACUCUUCGGCCGCACUCCUGCCUCUAUGCUUCAGGGAGGAAAUGCUUUUCUGGAUGUAGCAGAAACAACUAAUAUUUGUUGACUUCAAGCUCCAGAAGGCCCCGUCACCAAUUCUAGUAGAAAGUGGAAUCUUCCCAUUAAACCGAACUGUUCCCCACUAGCAUUUCUUGUGACCAUGCCUGACCUAUGUUUAAAAAUGAUUUUAAAUAAAUAUGUUUCACUGACCUAGCAAA